Molecule: messenger RNA, 765 nt
Organism: Thrips palmi
Lineage: Eukaryota; Metazoa; Arthropoda; Insecta; Thysanoptera; Thripidae
Product: deoxynucleoside kinase-like
Exons: 1
Coding region: 16-765 (249 amino acids)
Biological process (GO): nucleobase-containing compound metabolic process
Cellular component (GO): mitochondrion; cytoplasm
Molecular function (GO): ATP binding; deoxynucleoside kinase activity
Source: RefSeq, a predicted model, not a curated record
GCCUACCGAGCCAAAAUGAUCUUCAUCAUGAUGAACGUCGUCUUCCUGGCCAUCGUCGCUGCACUGAUGGUGCACUACUUCAUGAAACAACGUCGCCCGAUGGCUCCAAUUAUCUACCUGGAAGGAAACAUCGCAGCCGGAAAAUCGACUCUUGCAGCCAACCUCAAGCGAUUGGAACUUUUCCCAGUAUUGGACGAACCUGUCAAAGACUGGCAAAACGUAGAAGGGCACAAUUUACUGGAACUCCUCUACACCGACCGAGCUACUUGCAGCUACCCCUUCCAAGUACUCGCGUUAGCCACGCUUGGCCGCCGCCAAACCAAAUUGCUGGCCAGUCACCCGGAAGGACUAACAGUCCUGGAACGCUCACCCCAGUGCUCACUGAGAGUGUUUGCCCAAGGCCUCGCCGAGAUGAGCGCCAUCGGUCAAGAACACAUGGCCAUUCUACGGAUUCUGCGCGACGCCGUCGCCCAGCCCACUCAACAACCAAUACACUACAUCUACGUACGCACACCCCCGGCCAUAGCGUACCAACGAUUGAACCGCAGAGGCCGCACAGAGGAAGCAGGUGUCACUGUCGAGUUCCUCACUCUGCUACACGAUCUGACUGACACCUGGCUACUGCAAGAGGAAACUAACCCAGUUCACGUCCUGGAUGGAACGCUCACCCCUGAGCAACUGCUGGCAGCCGCUCUGGACAUUAUCCAGAACCUGAGAAACGAUGUCACGCCAGCCCAGGAGUCCCAACCCGUACGCGAGGAGUAG